AUGAACCCCGAGAAACUCGCCAAGCUCCAGGCUAACCAGAACCGCUCCAAGGGCGCCCCUCGCCGUGUGAUCAAGAAGGUCCACCGCCCUGUCGCUCAGGAUGACCGCAAGCUCCAGGGUGCUCUCGAGAAGCUGUCCCUUGUUCCCCAGCCUUAUGUCGAGGAGGUUAACAUGUUCAUGGAUGAGGGCACUGUCAUUCACUUCCGUCAGCCCAAGGUUCACGCCUCGUCUGCUUCCAACACCUACGCCAUCUACGGCCGUGGUGAGGAGAAAGAAUUGACCGAGUUGGUCCCUGGUAUCUUGAACCAGCUCGGACCUGACUCUCUCAACAGCCUCCGCAAACUUGCCGAGUCUUACCAGAAGUCUGCUGCUGGCCAGGCUGCCUUGAACGCUGAGGACGAUGAUGAUGAGGUCCCUGCCUUGGUCGACUCUUUCGAAGAUGCCUCCAUUGAGGAGGCCAAGAAGGAAGAGGCCAAGGAGGAGUCCAAGGAGGAAUCCAAGGAGGAGCCCAAGGAGGAGGCCACUGCUUAA
Molecule: messenger RNA, 531 nt
Organism: Lobosporangium transversale
Lineage: Eukaryota; Fungi; Mortierellomycota; Mortierellomycetes; Mortierellales; Mortierellaceae
Product: NAC domain-domain-containing protein
Exons: 2
Coding region: 1-531 (176 amino acids)
Cellular component (GO): cytosol; nascent polypeptide-associated complex
Source: RefSeq, a predicted model, not a curated record